CACAUAUAUAUAUUUGAUUAUUGUAUUUGCCAAAUUAAAUGUUGCACACAACAAAUAUGAUAUUCAAUAGUUUUACCUGUAUGCGUGGAUUGAGCGAGUUUUGUGCAACAGCUUUGUUCAUGUUAAUCAGUUGCUUGGGCGGCACCGUGACCAGCGACCAGAAUGGAGCCAAUGGGAAUCUUAUGUCAAGUGUACACUACGGAUUGGCCGUCGUUGUGAUAAUGCACAUCUUUGGAUUUAUAUCUGGCGCCCAUGCGAAUCCUUGCGUAUCGAUCGCUUGCUGUUUACUUGGCUAUAUUGGCUACAAGAUGAUGUUCCUCUAUGUGAUCUGCCAGCUGGCGGGAGCAGCUUUUGGUUACUUUCUACUGCUGCAAAUGCUCACACAAGGCAUGAUUGAUGGCUGCAAGCAGGGCAUUUGCAUUGCAGAGCCCAUGAAGAGUCUGUCCUACGUACAGAUAUUGAGCAUUGAAGGCUUCCUUACAGCAGUCCUAGUUCUGGCCUGGUGCGCCCUUUGGGACGUACGCAGCGGUCGAUUUCUUGACUCGGUCACCCUGCGAAUGGGCUGCUUAGUAAUUGCAUGCAAUUUGGCCGGCGGUCAGCUAACGGGCGCAACGAUGAAUCCUGGCAAACUUCUUAUUCCCACGCUGUUCAAGGGGAAUCCGCAAACGGUGCUCCUGCAACUGGGCGGACAACUGUUGGCAUCCAUCAUUGUGCCACCCAUUUGGCAAUAUGCUUGCACACCGCGCUACAAACCCCUACAGGCUGACAACACUGAGAGGCCCACUCAAGAACUGUAUUUAACGCCAUAAAAAUACUGUUUGUUCAAUAAAAUAAUUAUAUAUGCACAUUUUA
Messenger RNA from Drosophila grimshawi, 852 nucleotides. RefSeq names its product aquaporin-2. Bases 39 to 809 code for a protein of 256 amino acids. Lineage: Eukaryota; Metazoa; Arthropoda; Insecta; Diptera; Drosophilidae. Gene Ontology annotation, biological process: transmembrane transport. The record is from RefSeq and is a predicted model, not a curated record. Gene Ontology annotation, cellular component: plasma membrane. Gene Ontology annotation, molecular function: water channel activity. The transcript is spliced from 2 exons.